Messenger RNA from Guillardia theta CCMP2712, 651 nucleotides. RefSeq lists its product as hypothetical. Bases 1 to 651 code for a protein of 216 amino acids. NCBI's taxonomy places the organism in Eukaryota, Cryptophyceae, Pyrenomonadales, Geminigeraceae. The record is from RefSeq and is a predicted model, not a curated record. The transcript is spliced from 10 exons.
AUGUACUCCUCUCAGAACUCUCUGAACAUCUCAGAUCUUGCUAGCAGGACCCAAGCUGCGGAAGACUUGCGAAAGCUUCACGACGAUUGUGUUGUAGCGGAGGGAGUGAAGUCUCUGGCGAUCAAGGGGUACCUUCAGUUCAUCGACUUCUUCUCCGAAACCCGACGGCUCUGCAACAUCCACAGGACGUCAAUCCUCCACUUUCAACAGGAGCGCAAGCUGGCGGAGAAGCGAACAGCAGACGUCUUCUUCGAGUCCUUCGAGGACUCCGUCAUGGCCUCUCUCGCCUCUUCCCGCUCGGACCUCUCAUCCUCCGACGACUGGCAGCACCUGUCCGGCGUGUGGAGGAAGAAGGACGAGCUGAGCGGCUUGUCUGAAGUCACGCGCAUGUUCAACAGCCCCAAGUUGCUCGCUGACGUUCCCAACCUCAUCGUCCAGCUGGUGUCUGAGCACGUGGAGGACAUCAAAGCGAUUCUGCUGGCGCUCAGGAGGCGAGAGGUCGGCAAGUAUCCCCGCAACGUCAGGCGCCUCAUCGUGAGCUCCAAGAUGAUCCAACUCGAAGUUAUGAAGCUCACGAACGUCUCGCCUGCCGGGGAGCUCAACACCUCCGGUUUCAUGAGCACAAACGGCUCAGCCUCUAUCCAAGUUUGA